CCCACCAAAAUAAACUGAUUUCAUGUUGAAGGAAAACAGAGCGAGCUCCCAAAAACAAAAUCCAAAGGUUGCGAAACUUUCUACCAAAGAUCCAUUUUAUUCUUCGACCAAUAGACUCAUUUGCUUGCUCUCAAUCUCCUCUCUGCGUAUAUCAAUGUCGCAAAACCACCAAGCUUUCACUCUCAUCCCCAAUUUGGUGAAAAUUCCACCCAUCAAAGCUCUCUCACUCUUCAACUCCUCAACACUCCAUGGCUUUGAUCACACUCACCAAUCCAUAUCCUUCGUUCUCCACCUCUUCCUCUCCUCCGAAAUGCUCUCACAUGCCCAAUCUCUACUCCUCCGUCUUCUCUCCGGUCGAAUCUCCUCCUCAUUCUUCACUAUCUCAUCUCUUCUCAACCAUUUAACACAAACCCAUUUGAAUUUCAAGCCCCACCACGCUCUUCUCUACGAAUCCAUUGUCAAUACCCAUGUUCAGCUUCAGUUACCAGAACAAUCCCUCUUUUAUUUCAUUGAAAUGAUCGAAAAAGGCCUCGUGCCCUCGUCAAAUUCUUUCAAUGGUUUUUUAGCUUGCCUUCUUAGGUCCAACAACUUUGAAAAAGCUUGGUGGGUUUUUAAGGAUAUGAGGGGUAGGGUCGUAAUGGAUGUGUAUAGUUUUGGAAUAAUGAUAAAGGGUUGUUGCGAGAAUGGUGAUCUAAAUCGAGCUUUUGAGGUUCUAGCUCAAUUGGAGGAUCUGGGUUUGUGUCCAAACGUUGUAAUCUACACUACUUUGAUUGAUGGGUGUUGUAAGAGUGGUGAUAUUAAUAGAGCAAAGAAGUUGUUCAAUGAAAUGGGGGAGUUGGGUUUGGUUGCUAAUCAAUUUACUUGUACAGUUUUGAUCAAUGGUUUUUUCAAAAAAUGGUUUAAAAAAGAUGGGUUUGACUUAUGGGAGAAGAUGAAGCUCUAUGGUGUUUCUCCUAACAUUUAUACUUACAAUUCUAUAAUGAAUGAGUAUUGUAACGAUGGCAAAGUGAGUGAUGCAUUUCAACUGUUUGAUGAAAUGCUUGAAAGAGGGAUUGUGUGUAAUGUUGUGACAUAUAACACUUUAGUUGGUGGGUUGUGUCGAGAGAUGAAGGUGUUGGAGGCUGAGAAGUUGGUGGGUCAGAUGGAGAGGGCUGGUUUGAGUCCAAAUAUAAUCACUUACAACACUCUAAUAGACGGGUUUUGUAGUGUUGGGAAGCUAGACAAGGCUGCAAAUUUGUUCAAUGAAAUGAAGUCCAAUGGUUUGUCACCAUCUCUGAUUACCUAUAAUGUUCUAAUUGAAGGUUUCUCUAGAGCGGGAAAUCUAGCACGAGCUUCAAGCUUUAUUUUGGAGAUGGAGGAGAGAGGCAUUUCUCCAACAAAGACAACAUACACAAUUCUAAUUGAUGCUUUUAUUCGAUGGGAUGACAUGGAAAAGGCGUUUGAAUUAUAUCACUCCAUGCAGAAGGCUGGUUUGGAGGCAGAUGUUUGCACCUAUGGUGUCUUGAUAAGUGGGUGGUGUAGAAAAGGUAAUAUGAAAGAAGCAUCAAGACUCUUUAGAUCAAUGAGUGAGAUGCGUUUGGAGCCAAACCAUGUAAUAUACAACAUGAUGAUUUAUGGCUACUGCAAAGAGGGUAACUCCUAUAGGGCCCUAAGACUGCUCAAAGUAAUGGGUGAGAAUGGAAUGGUUCCAAAUGUGGCAAGCUACAGUUUGACUACAGAAGUUCUUUGCAAGGAUGCGAAGUGGAAAGAGGCUGAAAUUCUUGUAAAUGAUAUGAUAGAGUCGGGUUUAAAACCGUCGGUGUCUAUCUAUAAUCUGAUUUCUAAAACUAAAUUUAUUGAUAAGUAGAUGUUUUGGAAACACUUUUAAGAAGAAAUGUAUAUAUAAGAAACACAGAAGAAAGUAAGAGACAAAGAUGAUAUUUUUUUUGAUCAGCGAGACACGGAUGAUAUUAGUGGCUGUCUUAGCAUGGAUACUCUUGAAAGUGGUGAGAACUGCUCCAUUUCUCGGAGCUACUCAAAGAUGAAUCUUCUAUGACAUCCGCAAAAGAGAAUAACAACCCAGGAGUGUUUCCGAACAACCAAAAUUGAAAGGAAUUGAGCAUGAGGGACUUGUGCAGUAUUGAAACUCAACAUUCUCAAAGAGGUUCAUACGUAGUGAGAUGAUCAAGGAUGUUUGUACUUUUGGAGGUAGCACAUCAGCAAUUUGUUUUUACUAAGGUGCUCUAAAUUGUGUAGGAGAUGGACCUCUAAAUGAUGUAGGAGCAAGAUCUCUAACUGAAGUUGAAGCAGAGCCUCUAAUUAGAGCAGGUCCUCUCAAUGGAGUUGGGCCUCUAACUGUUGUAGAUCCUCUUACUGAUGUAGAAUCUCUGACAGUUGCAUGCCUUCUAACUUCAGGGACAAAGGUUAAACCGUGAACACUCCUAAUGUGGAGCAGCCUGGACCUCGAAGAAUUAGAGAUGAACAUUUACGACAGCCAGCAGGAUGGAUUGAAGACAGAAAAGAACUUAAAAGUGAAAGGAGCGCUGGACUUGUUGAUAUGUAUUAUAUGGGACCAGGAGACCGACGCUGUCGGUCAAAGAAGGAAGUCUUCGAAUACAUUAAUCGAAUGAACAGAGCUGCCGAGUUUUAAUUUGGUGAAAACCAGGUUUGGGCAGCUUAUGAUAAUUGAUGAUGGCAGGCCAUGUUAUUAUGCCUUGAUUCAUAACUUGAUAUCUAAGAGGCCUGUCAAGUUGGUGAAAAUCAGGUUUGGGCAGCUUAGGAUGGUGGUGGUGGUUUGCCACGUUACUAUGCCUUGAUUUAUAAUGUGGUAUCCAAGAGGCCUUUCAAGUUGGUGAAAACCGGGUUUGGGCUGCUUAUGAUGAUGAUGAUGAUGGUUUGCCACGUUAUUUAUGCCUUGAUUCAUAGUGUGGUAUCCAAGAGGCCUUUCAAGUUGGUGAAAACCAGGUUUGGGCUGCUUAUGAUGAUGAUGGCUUGCCACGUUACUAUGCCUUGAUUCAUAGUGUGAUAUCCAAGAGGCCUUUCAAGUUGGUGAAAACAGGGUUUUGGCUGCUUACGAUGAUGAUGAUGGCAUGCCGCAUUACUCUGCUUUGAUCCAUAGUGUGAUAUCUAAGAGGCCUUUCAAGUUGCCGAGGAAUGCGCAAGUUGAAGUUCCAUGACAACUUAUCCCUCAGACAUCCAUAGGUACUGCAAAGUUGGUUAUAUGUAUAUGGGCAGUCAGAUAUUGAUUUCUCAACUAAUUUCUUGUUAAUAUUUCAUAAUUCAUUAGGCCAAUAAAUUUGAGUGAAGGUAUUGGAUUAUUCAUAUGCUUAAUAUCCACUUCC
Messenger RNA from Camellia sinensis, 3320 nucleotides. NCBI's taxonomy places the organism in Eukaryota, Viridiplantae, Streptophyta, Magnoliopsida, Ericales, Theaceae. The record is from RefSeq and is a predicted model, not a curated record.